AUGGAAAGUCAAAGGAAAGUCAUGGCAGAUUUCUGCAACCCAAACCCAUGUGAACAUGGUGGAACCUGCAUGGAGUCCAUCUGGAUCAACGAGCCGCACCAGGUCACGUGUAUCUGUCCCCCGGGAUAUGAUGGCCAUCUUUGUCAGUAUGAAGUGGAGGACACCUGUACACUGCCCAUCUCUACUGGUGGCUGCAGUGCCAGAGAGACUCGCUGGUACUUCGACUACCGACAACAGAAGUGUCUGGAGUUCAUCUACACUGGUUGUGGCGGCAACAGUAACAACUUCGCCAACAUCAACUCCUGCCAGGCGCGUUGCCUCAUUGGUGCAUGCUGCUACCGUGAACCCCUCUUUCCAGAGAGGAUCAUCGGCUACGACAGACAGGGAUAUGACAGAUAUGGCUUCAACAUUGAGGGACUUGACCGAAGUGGGCGCCGACGGACAGUCAACAAUGGCAUUUUCACAGCCCGUGAAAGAUAUGACACUGAGGGUUUUGACUUCCAAGGCUAUGAUCUCUAUGGAUAUGACGAUGAGGGCUAUGACCGCCAAGGGUAUGACAAGGAUGGAUUUGACAGGGAGGACUUCAACAGGACAGGGUACAGCCGCAUCGGCGAGUACGACGGUAUCAUUGACUACAACAUGGAUGGUUACGACCCGGAAGGAUUUAACAGAGCUGGCUACAACUGUCAUGGCUUUAACCGAGAGGGCCUGGACAUCUACGGUGUGUCUGCUGGAUUCAUGUACAGCUGUCGGUCAAUGACGCUUCAGAAGUGUCAGCAACGGAGGCCCGCAAAUGUUCAGGUGGUGCAGUUCACGCCAGGUAAACGCUGUGAGGAGGUGACCUGUGGGGAGACCUGCGGAUGUAUGUACAACAACCAGACCUACAAGCCAGGAGACAUGUUCCGGUCCGGCUGUCAGACGUGUUCCUGCACGGAGAAGGGAGUGGUGGUCUGCGUGUGCGACACCCCUGUGAGGAGGAAGGAGGUGAGGGAACUGACCCGAGAGGAGCGGGAGAGAUACCAGCUGGCCAUCCGGAAACUGAUGGUUCAGACUGGUCGUCCAUCCAAGUGGCUCCGUCUAGCCCAGAUGUAUGCUUCACAUCUACCGCAAGCUGUGGGCAAUGAUGCCUUCCUUCCGUGGCACCGCUACUAUCUGUGGCAUGUAGAGCAGUCCUUGCAGGACAUUGACUGCAGGAUAGCCAUACCGUACUACGACUGGACAAUAGAUGCUGGAAAACCUGAGAGAUCACUCAUCUGGGGCGCUAACAUGUUUGGCGGUAAUGGCAUGAAUGCUUCCGACUGUGUCACAUAUCAUCCUUUCAAGAACUACUUUCCUCCUUACUGGUCUCCAUGUCUCAGACGUAGAUUCGACACAUCCAUCAACUUGCCAGACCUUGUCAACGUCCAGCUGGCACUACGGGAACCAUCCUUCCAGAAGUUCCGGCUUCGGAUGGAGGUGUACACCAAACUAUUCCAGACGUUUGUUGGAGGUCACAUGAGCACGGCCAUGAGUGCCUAUGAUCCAGUCUUCCUGUCUCUCGUGGCCUUCAUCGACACUUUGUGGGACACAUGGCAGCAAACACACAGCGAUGGUUUACUCCGAUACCCUCAAGGUCGUCGGUACCUUCCCAUGAUUCCCUUCAAGGUCACCCCAGACAAUGUGAUGGACCUCCGCAUUCAGAUGUGUGUUGAAUACCUCCCCCUCACACAAGGGGCUCCAUGUAAUGAGACGGAAGUGCGUAACUAUGGAUAUGAUGUAAAUGGAUUUGAUCGCCAUGGCUACAGCAGAGCAGGAUAUGACGUAGAUGGUUACGAUGUACAUGGUGUUAGUAUAGACGGUAAUCUUGAUGAUCGAGGGAUAUAUGAUAUUCGUGGUUAUAACAGACGUGGAUAUGGUCGCUCGGGGUAUGAUAUGUCUGGCCUGGAUGAGUUCGGUUUCUAUGUUGACACAUACAACAUGGAUGGCUUUGAUGCGCUUGGAUAUGACCGAUCAGGGUAUGACAGAUAUGGUUUUAACAGAAGUGGAUUAACGCCAUUUGGCUUCCACAAAAAUGCCUCCUACCUGGGCAUGCAGGAGAUCAAUAUGGAUGCAUUUGACUCCUAUGGCUUCAACAAAUAUGGGUACGACAAGUACGGCUUUGAUCGCGAAGGAUAUGACCGUUUUGGAUUCGAUUCAAAGGGCUAUGACCGUCGGAUAUGCAACUUCUACAAUCUGGGUCCUCUGGGCAUUGUGGUCAGCCAUUAUGUCAGGAAUAAGUUGAACAAAUUCGACAACGAGACCCUCCGGGACAUCAAGCGUAUAUGCCCACCAGUGACUUCACUACCAGACUGGCAGGUGACUAACAAUUGGCUAGAUCGAGGAGACCAGGUUCAGCUGAUUGAGACGAUAGAGAGAUCGGAUGCUCGCUCCCAGGAGCCUGGUGUUAUAGUCAGGAACUACACUGUGGAUAAGGACUUGAUAUGGGUGCCAUUGCCACCUGAUGAACAGUGA
Molecule: messenger RNA, 2490 nt
Organism: Haliotis rubra (blacklip abalone)
Lineage: Eukaryota; Metazoa; Mollusca; Gastropoda; Lepetellida; Haliotidae
Molecular function (GO): oxidoreductase activity; serine-type endopeptidase inhibitor activity
Source: RefSeq, a predicted model, not a curated record